AUGGACGAUGAUGCUUUUAAUUCUUUAGCGUAUGAUGACGAGUUUGAGCUUGAAAUGUAAGUUUUUUUGUUGUUGUUUUUAAAUUUAGGUAUUUUUUAUGUCUAUUGGCAAUGUAUUGGUAGAAAGUUUAUGAACAAAUAUAAGUUUACACUUUCAUUAAUUAAAGCGCUGAAUCCGAGUAUGACGAAGAAGCUGAACGGUAUUUACAAGAGCAAAGACAUUCCGAAGCGCAGAAGGAAACUCGGGUGAUAGAAGACGACUUGGACGACGAGCUGGUGAUAACUGGGAAUCCAUUUGAAGAAUUACAAACAGAUACAGUUACUGAAGUGGUUGAAAAAAGGAAGUACGACGACGAAAACCUGCCGUUUGGCGAACAUCCACUCGGUAUGUUACCUAAAAUCUAAUUUUGAGGUUCUAUAUUGUAAGGAGUGGCAUUAAAUGAUGUUGUGGAUUUUACAAGUUUAUGUGAAUCUAUAAUCAUUGUAUAUUUGUAAAAUUUUGAUUAACAUCUUUACUGUUCAGUAUUACUUUUCAGAUUGGUUUAUGCGUUCUGAGUUAGAUACAGUAGAAUUGAAGAAGAAAAAGAAGGAAAAGACUGAAAUCAAGGUGGCUAAAUUAGCUGAUCGGAUUCAAAAUGCAAGAAAAGUGAAAACGGCUAAGAAUUUUGGAUCAAAUACAACAGAAAACGGAGCAGAAGCGUGCUCGUACGUUACUGAUGUACCAAGUGGAGAAGAAAAGAAUUAUAUCAAGAUCUCAGACCCUGACGGUAUUGAAGAAGGUUACCUGAAGUUUGAAAAGAUGAGUAUUGCUGAUUGGGUUAACGAAAAAGUUAGAGCAACGAUUGCAAAGAGUAUCAAUGGUCUGAACAGGGCGGAGGAAAGCACCACUUGUAUGUUUAAGCUUUAUAUGUUAUUGUUUAGUUUAUCCGCACAUGUUUUUGAAUUCAACCUUUAACCUAUUUGUUUUUCAGUUGUACCAGAACCUAGACCACAACCUUCUCAACCUUCUUUAGUCCAGCAAAUACAAAGGAACAUAUCACAGAUCAAUAGCACCCUGAAUGCUACAUUAAACAAUUCUAACGUUUCGAACAUGAAUACUUCAAUGAACAGAACUCGUUUCAUCGAAGGAGUUGAUUUGAGCAAGUUUGGCAUCGACGAGACACAGUUAUUGAACACAGCCGAUGAUGAUGACGAUUUUAGUCAGCCUGAACUUCAGAGUAGUAGUAAUACCGUAGUAGAGCCUCCACAAAUUGUAUUACCAAGCAAAAGUAUGGACGGUACGCUAUGGACGAAGAAGUAUGAGCCAAGGGCGUUUUUGGAGUUGAUAACAGAAGAUGUUACUAACAAGAUGGUCCUAACGUGGCUGAAGUUGUGGGACAGGCAUGUCUACAAUAAGCGGCCGAAGAUUGAAGGACUUUUGAACGAAUUUCAAAUGAGACAGCUGGAGAUUGAGGAAGAGAAGCCUAACUUACCGAAACAAAAGGUAUCGUAAUCAUUUGUUAAGUAGUUUGGAGUAUUUCACAUUUUACUAUUUUAUUUAAGCAUUUGUUUUUCAGGUUUUACUUCUUCAUGGGCCUAGUGGAAGUGGAAAGUCUGUUCUUGCAAAAGUUUGUGCUUCUACUUGUGGCUACGAACCGUUUGUCGUGAAUUUAAGGUAUUUUUUGGCAGGUUUUAUUACUUCAUUUUAGGUAUAAAUUAACGCAUAUUUUAAAUAGAAUCUGUAAUAUUAUGUAUUCGUUUCAGUGAGAUGAAUUCUCUGGCUUAUCUAAAGUCUUUAAUCUGUGAACGUGGCUCAAACGUCUCUAUGGACCAAUUUACAAAAACGAAAACUACUAGUACUACAGUAGGAAAACCUAUUUGUUUUAUCAUUGAGGGAGUGGACGGAGCUUCGAACGAAUUCACAAGGUUCCUGGCCGCUUAUGCUACAGAAAAGAAGAAGAAAAUGGUACGAAGACCGAUUAUAUUGACAUGCAACAAUGCUUUCGUUAACUCUUUGAAGCCUUUAAGAACAGCGUCACUGGUUAUCAAAUGUACUGGACUGAACAGAGAUAGAGCUGUCAAGAGGCUUACAAAAGUAUGAUUAUUAUUUCCACUUGACUGAUGUUUUUUUGUAGUUAGGAAGGUUUACAGUAAUGUUUUUACAGAUUUGUGAAGAUGAAGGAAUAACGCUGAAGAGGUUUGCGAUUGUACAACUCUUUGAACAAUGUCGGAAAGAUAUUAGGUUAUGUUUGAACAAUUUACAGUAUUUGUCGAGUACGUCUAACGACGAGAAGAAUAUAUCAGUAAGUAAUUGUUUGUAGCAAAGUUACGCAGUACAGUUUUGGUUAAUAAGCAAUGAAUGUUUUUUAUUUUGUUUUAGGAUGAAUCCUGCUCAAGGGUUGAAGAAUAUUCUGUUUUUGAUGCGAUUGAUGCUGUUCUGACUACAAACUUUCAUCUGGAUGCGUAAGUCAUGAAUUGGGAAAUAUAGUUUUCAGUAUAUUUUUUGCUGUUUCAUGAUUUUUUACUUUUUUAUAAAAUAAUUUUUUAGACGUGGUCACAUUAAGUCUCCAAAACAACGUGUCGAGGCGAUACAACAAGUUUUGGGUCGUCGUGAUGAUGUAGACCGAGUAUUUAACGCUAUAUUCUUUAACGCUCCGCUUGUGUUUAAAUUAAAACUGUUUCAAGUAAGUAUUGACGUAUUAUCGACAGUGAGUUUAGAAUACUUCGAUAGGGGUUAUUAUGGUUUUUUGGGGAUAUUAUGAUAAGAAUACGUUGUUAUACAAAUGACGAUAUUUUUAGAGGCUAAAAAUUGGUAGGAGUUUAAUAUCAGUCGAUUCCAUUGGUCGAUACGCUCUUCGGACUCAAAACUUUACACUUCUGAGAUAUUUGAUUACGGCCGCCGUUCAAAUCCACUUUACUGCAGCUGUACCAUGUCCCAAUAGGAAUACCUACAACUUGAACUUCAUGGUAAGCGAAAGUUUGAGUUAAUUAGGCUAAAUUUUUGUUAUUAUCUUUUACACUCAAACAAACUAUUCUAAUUAUUUUUUGGUGGAAUUAUAAUAAUUUGUCUUUACAGUUGAUUGGAUGCUUUACUCUUUGUUAUAGGGAUUUGCGGAAAAACAAAAAGAAAACCGUGAAAUCUUGACCUCAAUCGAAGAACAUCAAAAAGGAAUGUACAGACAGAAUAGGACCGUCUUGUUACUGACGACUCUCCCGUACUUAUAUUCUAUCAUCAACAUACCACUUCAAAGUCAGAACCCGCACAUGUUGAGUCAGCAAGAUAAGGAGAAUAUAGCGAGAGUAGCAGCCAUUAUGGUUGAUUUUGGUUUGGGAUUCACACAGAAAGUGGAACAAGCGAUUCAAGUAUUAUGUUUGGACCCGUAAGUUUUAAUUUUAAAAAGGUACUUAUUACAAUAUUUGCAUUUUUGCGAUAUAAAGUUAAAAAAAUAGUGCAGAAAUUCGUACUCUAUUUUCAAGUACGCAGUGUGGUCUAUAUCUAAUUAACUUUAACAUGACUUGCUAUCGAUUUUUAAUUUCAGACCUAUUGAACAACUUGUAAACCUUGAUUACUCGAAUAAACAAACUCCAAUGAAGGAUAUUUUGAUGAGGAUACUGAACAGUGAGGUACGACAACGGCAGAUUCAGCAAGUCACGAAGAGCAACAAGUCUAGUGUUCAAGAUAAACUCAACGGAAACAAGGAACAUCGACGCUCGACCGGGAAUCAAGGAUCAAACGUCAGUCCAAUAACAGACUCUGCCUUCACCUACUCUCACGGAUCGUCACAGGCUAUUAGAAGAAUCAUCAAGAACAUGAACUUUCUCAACCCAGAGUUACUAUAA
Molecule: messenger RNA, 3818 nt
Organism: Bursaphelenchus okinawaensis
Lineage: Eukaryota; Metazoa; Nematoda; Chromadorea; Rhabditida; Aphelenchoididae
Source: the annotation of a GenBank genome assembly